Hermetia illucens (black soldier fly) is the source of this 601-nucleotide messenger RNA. It is a transcript of the gene Roc2, whose product is annotated as RING-box protein 2. Gene Ontology annotation, molecular function: zinc ion binding; ubiquitin protein ligase activity; cullin family protein binding. Gene Ontology annotation, biological process: protein ubiquitination; ubiquitin-dependent protein catabolic process. The transcript is spliced from 2 exons. Bases 140 to 475 code for a protein of 111 amino acids. Gene Ontology annotation, cellular component: Cul5-RING ubiquitin ligase complex; nucleus. The record is from RefSeq and is a predicted model, not a curated record. NCBI's taxonomy places the organism in Eukaryota, Metazoa, Arthropoda, Insecta, Diptera, Stratiomyidae.
CACUUGAAAGUUGUUUUCAUCGCAAGGCAGACGUCAAACGGUAGCCGGUUGAUUUGUUUUCGUCGGUUUCGAAGUGAUUCCAUUGCUUGGGUAAAUAUUUCUUCUGUGGUGCGUGUCAUUUGGUGAAAUUAUUGGUACGAUGGCGGACGACAAUGACUGCGGAAACGAUAAGUACGAAAGUGAUUCGGGCAAGCCGGAAAAGAUGUUUACUUUGAAGAAAUGGAAUGCAGUCGCGAUGUGGAGCUGGGACGUCGAGUGCGACAUUUGUGCAAUUUGCCGCGUCCAAGUCAUGGAUGCCUGCCUUCGUUGCCAAGCAGAGAACAAACGUGAAGUCCUUGGCCGUCAGGAUUGCGUAGUUGUUUGGGGUGAAUGCAAUCAUUCCUUCCACCAUUGCUGCAUGUCACUCUGGGUCAAGCAGAACAAUCGUUGUCCACUGUGCCAACAAGAGUGGUCCAUCCAGCGCAUGGGUAAAUAGAGGAGCUGCCGCAAAAGCCAGUCAAAUAGCGAGAAAGAAAGUUAAUAAAUCCAAUUCGUGUUUGAACUAAAUCUGCAGAGAAUAUUUUCCAUUCUAAUGAAGUUUUGAAUAAAUUUUGGAAACCAA